AUGAACGAGGCAAAAGCUGAAACAAAAAAAGGCAAGGAUGAAGCUAAAACGGCUGUUAAAGAGAAAAUGGAUGAAGUCGCAAGAAUCCUUAAGCUGCCGUCUGAUUGGUCCAAACAAGAGAAUGAAAAGAAACCGGAAGAACUGUUUGAACACUUGGACAGUAUAAUUGAAAAGUUUGACAUCGUUGAAGUGGGUGAAUCUUACAAAAGCGACUUUGAAGUGGUGGAGAAAGCCAGCGGCGGCCGUGCUCUCUGUGCCAUCUAUUACUCUAAGAUUGAACCGACACGUACAGCUGAAAGACCGCUCAUAACCAUGCCUGAAAAAGUGAAACUUUGCAGCCCUAACAAUUCUCAGCAGAUUAGAUACUUAAAAUUCUCCGAAAGAAGGGCUGCUGCGAAAUACGUUCAAACUGUCAAAUCUUCAAGCACGAACAUUGGUUAUAGUGUUGGUGGAUUUGCUUCACUUUUUGUUGGCAACGUAAGCGGAGGCUACGGUUCCAGUCAAGAGGAAGGAAAUGUCAGUUCAAAAAAAGCAAACAUAAACAGUGCCUCUGUGUUGCAGUACAUUUGGAUUGCGAAAAAAACGUUCAAGUUAGGUCGAGAGCAGAUGAGGCUGUCUAUGAGUGCAAGAAAAAUGGCAAUGUCUAUCAUCAGUGCAGGCAAAGAUCUCGAAAAGCGCCAAGAAGCUGCUCGUAGCUUCAUGGGCCGCUAUGGGAGCCAUUUUCCGGCCGGCUUGCAUACGCUUGGUGGGGUACUUUUCAAUACUGUCGAUGCAGAGAGCUCAGACGAAAAGGACACAUAUGAAUUGACAUCGAAAGCCACCGACUAUCUUCAUAAUCAGGUUUCCGUAGGUUUCCUUGGGGGAUCAUUUGGAAUAGGUGCUAGCGUUAGUACAGACCACUCAAACAGCAAAGGAAAAAUAGAAGCCACUCAUCAGGAGGCAGAUAAAACAUCUUAUACUUUCGAUGUUCAAUCGAUGGGACCGGCUGCCACAAAUCCAGCUACGUUCAGCAAGUUGCUGGCCAACAAUUCAACCUGGGCCUUGAUUGAUCGUGGAAGCCAUCACGCUUACAUCCCAGUUUGGGAGCUGAUAAGAGAUCUUGGCAGCGGCUAUGAAGAUGUAGCUAAGAUCCUGGAAGAUACUUGGUGCCAAGACGAAAAACGAAAGAAGCGAGAGGGCCAAACACUUGAAUACAAAUUACAGGGAAUCAUAGAAGACGAUCUAGCACGAAAAAAAGCUGAGUGCAUUAAAAAGGUUGGUUUCCCGCCUCCGCUACUAAUAUUGAGUGACUAGCUUUUCACCCAAGACUUUUACUUCUUUCUGUACUUGGGUGCUUGAGCCCCAUGUUCUUUAAUAAGUUUUCAUCUUGAACAACAGCUUGUCAGCAGAUCCAACAUCCUUGGUCAUUUCAUAUAGUCCAACCCCUACAGUUUUACUAGCAAGUUUAAACCCCAACACAAACAUUUUGUGAAAAAAGAAAAUAAAUGUUUAGCAACUAUUGAAUCAGGCUGAGUAGGAUAUGAAAAAUUCUGCAGAUCGAGGAGGGUGUUAUCCGCCGAGGCCUUCCUCGGUGGAUAACACCCUCCGAGAUAUGAAGAAUUCUUCAUAUCCUACGAAAGCCGAAUUCAAUAAAUUCUUUAUUAUUCAUUCAAACUAAUUCCAAGUUUAAAAACAAGCUAAAACUUGCUUAUCUUGGUCGAUGUUAAGUUCAUAUCGAUAGUGCAUCUCUACCUGGACAUUUAGGAGAUAAAAGUCUAUUCAGGGCUACAAAUAUACUCCAAAUAGCAGAUGUCAUCUGUCGAGUUGUCUUCUUGCUGUUCUUGCUAUGAGUUUAGACAAUAUUUCGCCGUAAAACGAGUAAACUGUUUCGCCGACUGUUCAUCCCCAGGUUUUCUCGGAUAACGGUUCAAUAAUCCGCAACUAAGGCUGCAUUUUUGAUGUCAUCGGUUCAAUAUGACAAAAUACUUCCUAAUUUGGUCAACAGUAGCCGGUUGUGAUGAAUUAGGCGUAUGCUUUUAGCCAAUCAGAAACGGAGAAAUAUUUUGAAUGAAUAAGAAAUAAAAAUAAUAACUAGGGUCGCCAAGAAAUAAGUUGAAGGAAUUCUGAUGUAAAACAAAGCUAACUGAACUCAUCAGGUCAAAACGUGACAUGAGACUGCUUUGUUGUAGACACCCGAGGCAGACGACUACGGUCACGUCCCAAAACAUGCCGCAGAAAUUACGUCCAAUUUCAAUUUGAAAACGGAAGACUUGACAAGGGAAAAAGCUUACCAAACAGCCUUUGACGUGGUCAAGAGAGACCCAAGGUACUUCAUCUGCGAGAUUGCUUUUUGCGAUGGAGGGACGUACACAGUGCGCUGCUGGAAAGCCAAAGACGACGUUCCAAUGAAGUUUGAGAGUGUCAAUGGUGAGCAUGUGCUGUUCUACAGUGACAUCGUAUUCAGGUGGAACGAUAAAGUUCCCAUUAAAGCUGAAUAG
Molecule: messenger RNA, 2477 nt
Organism: Porites lobata
Lineage: Eukaryota; Metazoa; Cnidaria; Anthozoa; Scleractinia; Poritidae
Source: the annotation of a GenBank genome assembly